This is a messenger RNA of Caenorhabditis sp. 36 PRJEB53466, 6202 nucleotides long. The record is from the annotation of a GenBank genome assembly. NCBI's taxonomy places the organism in Eukaryota, Metazoa, Nematoda, Chromadorea, Rhabditida, Rhabditidae.
AUGCAUAAUUCAGGCCGUCCGACGACUCAUCUCGACAUCAUCAUCGGCCCGCAUCGAGACCAGUCGUUCGACUGCGUCCCAAUGCAACAACCUGCCACCGAUUCGGCACAUCUCGCACCUAUCAUUUACGUGAGAGCACGUCUUCUUAAAUGCCCCUCUAAAUCUGUUUCGACUUCAGCUUCAACCAGCCAACGAGCCAUUCGUCCAUCAAUCAAAUGCUCCGUACGCCGUCGAGCGUUUCCAUCCUUACAAGACCUGUUGGAAUACGAAUGCGGAAAUCUUCAACUUGAUCCUUGCCGCCGAUCUGAAUCCCGAUUCACCAUGCGUUUCAAAGCAUUUAUCAGUAAAGCCCAUGUCGAGGUAGAAUAUUUGAAUCCAUUGAAACAAGUUAAUAUCCUUUAUUCCAGCGCUCAAUUCAUUUAUCCUCGUCUCGACGGCGCCUGGUUCAAAAACGACACGUACAUCUGGCGGAAGCGUCGAGACGGCCGCAACACUCGCGAAGACCACAUGAAUCUGAAAGUGAACGGGAAGAAUGAACUGCUGGGAAAGUACGUGCACUCGGCCAUCGUGCCCACGUUUCAUCGCAGAGUUUAUAUGCUUCCCAAUGUAAGUUUCAUCUUUUUCUCCGCUUUUAAUUCCUUUUGCUUUAGAGCACUCAUGUACUAGUUCAUUAUCUGAAUGAAGCGCCGUUGGAUACACCUUUGGAAGAGGUCGCAGAAGAAAUCGCGAGAAGUAUUAAAGUGAACAACGUGGUCAUUUCUCUGGAGAAGCUUGUCGAUCAGAUUACAACUAUCUGUAAGUCAAGUGCUUUCCAUUUUUGCUUGAAAAACCUUAUCGGCUUCAGAUUAUAAUACGGAUCCGGCAGUGAUCGCACAGCUCGCGCGAGCCGUCGCAAAUCAUCUCAGGCAGAAAGGGAUCGUGCUCCAGAACUCUCCGGCUCCCCAAAUGCCAGUAACACCGACGAACAGAGAAAUACAGCUGGAACGGAGGAAUUCGUGCAGCUCGGCGUUCAAGAAGGGACUCUCCUCUGUGGCACUCAGAAGACAACCUUCAGCGAACAGCGAGAUUGACGCGAAUCAUAUUGGUGAGUCUUUUCUUUUUUGGAAGAUUCAUUUAACACGUUGCUCUACAGGAACCAUGCUGAAACGUUUUGGCUAUAAAGGCUCUUCCAAUGACAAACUGUCCAUAAUCGCCCCCGGCCUUCGAAUCAUUCUCCCAACCGAUUCCGUGCCAAUCACGCGGCAAUGGAAAGCAGAUCUCCCUCCGGGGACGGAGAGUUCUCCCGUCCGAUCACUUUCGAAGAGGACUCCCCACCGUACCAACAGUUCUCUAUCAAAUCUUCUACAAACGGCUCCACUCCAGCUUCUGCCUUUGCCGAAAAGAUGAAGAUUACGUCACAGGAGUCGCCGAUGGGACCGCCCGCAACCCCUUCCACCUGCUCCACCUCCGCUUCGUUGACUCCAAUUCUUGAGAUGACUCCCGGUAGUUCUCCAUUGAAAGGCGGUCAGAAGCUGCUGGUUGUCGGUGAAUAUUAUCGGAGGGGGCAAGAUUACAAGGUCUCUUUUGGCCGAGGGCGCUUGGCUUCCGCCUCCAUGAUCAAGGGAGGCGUUCUUUCGUGCAUUAUUCCGCCGUCGUCGAAGCCGGAAGUGGUUCAAGUACGCGUGUUUUGCAAUGGACAGGUAGACGAAAACACCGAGUGUACUGCGAAUAACAAAUUCACUUUCAGCCGGUGUCAACAGGCUCCGAGUUCACAUACGAAGCACCUGCGGAGCACGAUCAGAAGGAGAACGACGACAAGUUGGUGCAGAUAUUCGAGAAAAUACGAAUAAUGGCUUGCGCGUUCAACGCCUAUUCGGCUGUUGAGGUAUUGUCUAUUUCAAAGAUAUAAUAGUAUUAUUAUUGUAUUGUUGUCAUUGCAGAAGAUCCAAUCGUCAUCAUGUAUGGAAAGUCUUCUGACGAGCAUAGUACAACAGAUUGACAAUGAAGUUACAUCCCAAAGUACCAAAUUUCACACCGAGUUGCUCAACGGCUCCGCGCAGUUCCCCUCCAAAACCGUUCUCCAUCUCGUCGCCUCCUUCGACUAUGAUCGUCUAUUUGAAUCGCUCAUUGAUCUCAGUCGGAAAGUGCCUGCCUGUCGGGAGCUCAACAUCUUGGCUCGGGACAACGACGGAUCCACUCCGCUUCAUUCGGCCUGCGAACACUCCUCUUCUCGGAUUGCCCGUCUCAUCAUGUCUCUCGAUCCAACUGCGAUUGAAGUGGUCGACGAUCGGGGGAGAACGCCUGUUGAAGUUGCUCCCGAUCAUGGGAUUGCUCUGCUCGCGGAUAAAAGUAAGCUUUGAUAUAAUCUUCAUAAAUCCAGCAAAAUCCGGAUUUCAGACAACGAAGAAGAGCGAGUGAAUGCCACUGAGCUGUGGGUGAUGACGAAUGGGAAAACGUUCACAUGUGAGAACCUGCUCAGUGGAAAGAUCUCUCGGAAACCGAUGGCAGAAAAGGGCGAAUUGAUGCGAGAAGCCACUUCGAGUUACUCGGUCAUGUCGGAAAUGUACGACGGACAGCCGAGACUCUACCCGAGCACGUCCCGCGAAUGCGAUGAAGACUGUGAAUCGUGCUAUGAAGCCACCGAAAGAGGGCAGCUGCACGUGGAGAUUGCCAUGGAUACAGAUGUGCAUGUGCCGGAUUCUCCGAAGAUGGCACGGUUGUUCCAGGCAGUCACCAGUCCGGGCAUGGUAGUGACACCGAAUGCUCGCGCGAGGAUGGCCGAUCUUGCCCGACAAAUAAUCGAAGCAUUACCGGACAGAAUAAAGAGAAACUCGGAGAUGUCAAUGUUUCCGGACGAGGAAGAUUUCAGUCAAUUCCGGGGAACGGAUUCCCUUCUCUAUCAGCCUAGCUGUUCGAUGUCCGUGGAUUCGCCCAACAUGAUGGACGACUACAUUGAGAUGAUGGCUGCGGAUAUCGCUGCAAAAAAUGAUCCGUGAGUAGAAACAAGAGGGUCGCAAACUCAAGCAGUCAAAAUCCCAGGAACUUAUCCGUUUGCAGGUUCGCAGAGCCGCGAUCCACCGAAACCACCGAAACAAGCGCGAGCCGAUCUGCGCAGUUGUUCGCCUCACAGUGCAAUGUUAGUAGUCCUCUUGUCUUGCAGAUUGCGAGAGUUUAGUCUGUUGAGCGUGAAGUGUUCUGCUGCCCACGCACCCUUAUUCUGAUCCUUUUCAGUUCUUCGACGAUCGUUCGUUUGCGUCGUCGUCGACAAGAGCAAACACGUUUGAAAGCGAUACUCUGGACUUUGACAAGUUGGUUUUUGAACGAGCGUAGUUCACUGCAUAAAUAACAAUAUUACAGAGACCUCGGCGAGUUUUUCACAAUCCACGUCGACCAUUGCAUCGACCCGAUCCAGCAGAGACUGGCGAAUCUCAAGUACAACGGUAAGAGGGAAAAGAAAAAGGUGUUCAUCUCGCUGCUCACACAUGUGAAUCUCACGGGGCGAAAUAAGAAGAUAUGUGUGGUCGAGCACACCGUUUUGACGUCACACGAGGAGUACUUCUUUUUCGGUCGAAGAAUGCAGCUGACUCUUGGUUUUCAUGGGAAAGGUUGCACACACUCUCUCUCUCUCUCUCUCUCUCUCUCUCUCUCUCUCUUUCCCUUCUUCAAGUUUGCAAACGAACUGUGGCUAUUUCCUCCGUUAUCCCGAAUGUUUUGUUUCGCCGAUCGGCUCUCUCACUUGAGAGUCCUCCCGAAACGGGGGGCACAUUGACGUCAAUCGAACACUUGAAGCUUCUCGCAUCCCCCUUCCUUCAAAGACCGUCUAGCCGAUCAGUCGACCUGGCUCCUGUGCUCCCAGCAACUUCUCAUUUCGUUUUUCUUUGAAGUCGGCUCAGAUUACUGGAAUUUCUUCUUCCGCCUUCUCAUUCUUCUUCUUCUUCUUCCUCUUCUUCUUCUUACUCUUCUCAAUUCUUUCGCUUGUUUGCACCUUUCGCUUCCGCCCGUUAUUGUUGAUGUGAUCCAGGUGUGAAACCGCCUCCCGUGGCUGUAAAAUCAUCGGUUACUACGAAGAGAUUCCGCCCGUUUUAUAUCUGCACAGAGCAUUCGCUCAACUUCGCGACCAGAAAGAUUGCUGUCACUCGGAAUAGUGCUGGUGUUUGAGCAUAUGUUAUUACUUUCCGUGAUGCUCUCAAAAUGCAAAACUGAUAAGCGUCAAUUGGUCAUGUGUUGCUGUCACCUUUCCCAGAUUUAUUGCUUUUUUCACAUAACGUUUUUUGCAUAUCUUCCCCCGUCAGAAUCGUGCAAAAUUUCUUCCGAAACUCGCCCGUCUUUUCGUACUUUCAAUCCGUUUCUUUCUGUCUGCUACUGUCUCUUUGAGUAAUACAAGUACAAGGUAAACUAACGCCCACGCCCAACAACCCCGCUCAUCAGAUCCUCUCCGAUCCGAUCCUCUCCGAUCGAAUGCGAUCGCGAUCAGAGGCGAAUCGGUCAUCUGUGCUCCGCCUGCCGAAGGGCCCCUGAGGUCGGCUGAACCCUCCCCGACUGACGUCAAUGGCGGGCGGCCAAUUGUCAAUCUGCUGGCCGAGCCGUCUCAGUUUCGUUCUCAGGAAUUCCGAACUUGCAACCAAAGAGCCCGAGUGUCACUUUUGAUGCAGUUUCCGCAAACUCGUUGUUAUCUUUCGAGAAUUUUACACAGUUCUCUAAUGCCAUUCUUUGGUCACUGGAACAAUUGCAAACCGGGUUGUCCUCUGAAAUUGUCUAUCACAACAACACGAUUAUUUAGCACAAGACUUCGAACCUUUGCGCGGACUGAUGAUAAGAAUGAUAAUCGCUUCCUCCUUCUCAUGGUCAGUUGACCUCUCGACCCUCUCAACUUUUCACGGACUCCGCCCAUCGAGUAAACUCCUGGCGCGAAGAGUCUGUGAGCUCAAACCAUUCUUCUUUUCUUCUCUUGUCCGUUUUGCUCCUUUCUCUCUCUCUCUCUUUCUCUUUCUUAUGAGCUCGUUGCUUUCCAGCCCCUCAUUGCGUAGGACCGUGCUCUGAACCGAGCUCUCUUGGCGGAACCGAGCCACCACUAGAUACCCUCCCAUAUUAAGAAUGGUGUUCUCCCGAUUGAACCCGAGACGGUCCGCUCUCGACGCUGACGAUCACUUGUUGUACCGGGGAUUCUGUGGUGAGCAGUGAGAAUGGCAACACAUUGGGAUUCGGUCCGCAAACGAUUCACUAAACCAAUGCCCCUUCAGAUGACGAACAGCGUGACGUGUACGAAGCGGCGAUGGUAAUCCAGAGAGCGUACCGGGAGUACCGUGCUCGCAGCACCACUCGCCGUCAAGAAGACAUCGAACGUCGCGCGGCUUUAAAGAUUCAGGGAUGUUAUCGGAGAUACAAACAAUUCUGUUAUUUCAAGAAGCUGCACAACGCCGCCAUCGUUGUUCAGAAGCACUUCCGAAUGAGGAAGGUGAGUCACAGUCGCUCUCCGUUUCUCAACCGCGUUUUUUUUCUUUUCAGCGUGACGACAAGGAAGAAGGAGCUGUUGAGGCGGUGAUCGCCAGUGUCCCGGAGCACCCGACUCUCGACGGACAGUCCAUCUGCAUCCAGGUGCCGAAGACGAACUCGACGCUUCUCCGCGAGCGGGCCGCCACCACCAUCCAGGUGGCCUACCGCUACAGACACAGAAAGAGACAGGCGGCCGCCAGAAAGAUCCAGAACUUCAUGCGACAAAACCGUAACAAGUGAGUGCAUCAUCGAGUAUUAUGAAAACUCAGUAUCCUAUUGAACUUUGAAAACAAAAGUGCUCAUUUAAACUAUUCAGUACAAUACUAGAAGACGGUCAUCCGCAUCUCAUCGUAAGUUUCCUAAACAUCGUUCUGUUCACAUCGUUACGUGAUAGUGAUAGUGGCUCGUACACCCUUAUUUCCCAUUACAAAAGCAUCUAUUGACCACGGCCUUCAUCCGAAACGCUUGCAUAUUUCCGUUGCUUUUAGGUUGCGGAAAAUGCAUGCGCAAAACGAAGACGGUACAUCGCCUGCCCGAAAGCCAGCGGAGAGCAACGCAACAAACGAGAUGCUGACGGCGAACGGAAAAGAGGUGAGUGCAAAAACAUCGUGAAUAUCCUAAAUAUUGUAACUGUUUUCAGAUGCUCUCCUCGAUGCCCCAGACUACAUUCCGGGCGGUUCAUCCGCAUCACAUUAUCGACCAACACAUUACCAUCAAUGGGACCAAUUGA